CUGCGCCGACAAUCACACAGAGACUCCCUCAGAGUUGUUAGCUGUUUGUUCUGGUCGGAGGAAGACAUCAAGGAGCCGCAGGAGAGAGAAAAAAAUGGAAAAUGAGAGCAAGAGGAAGAUGAAGGAGAAAUUUGGCCUGAGGCGGGACAUCUUUAAGGAGUUCCUGGCGGAAUUUCUGGGGAUAUUUGUCCUGAUACUCUUUGGAUGUGGUUCAGUGGCCCAGACGGUGCUGAGUAAAGGGGCGCUCGGGGAGCCUUUGACCAUCCAUGUUGGUUUCACUCUGGGAGUCAUGAUGGCCGUCUACAUGGCAGGGGGAGUGUCAGGAGCCCACGUCAACCCUGCGGUGUCUCUGGCCAUGGUGAUCCUGGGGAAGCUUCCUCUGAAGAAGUUCCCCGUGUAUGUGUUGGCACAGUUCCUGGGGGCUUUUGUUGGAUCCUGUGCGGUCUAUGGGUUGUAUUAUGAUGCUUUGAUGGAAUUUACUGAUGGAGAAUUUGCUGUCACUGGUGUUAACGCCACAGCCAACAUAUUUGCAUCUUAUCCUGCAAAACAUCUCUCAGUCAUAAAUGGGUUUGUUGAUCAGGUGAUUGCAACAGGCAUGCUCAUCCUGUGCAUCCUGGCCAUCACUGACAGGAAGAACAUCGGUGCUCCGAAGGGCAUGGAGCCUCUGUGCAUCGGUCUAAUCAUACUGGCCAUCGGAGUGUCCAUGGGGCUGAACUGCGGUUAUCCAAUCAACCCUGCGCGAGACCUCGGCCCACGGUUCUUCACAGCGGUGGCCGGGUGGGGGAUGGAUGUAUUCAGAGCUGGAGGUUGCUGGUGGUGGAUCCCUGUGGCAGGGCCCAUGGUGGGCGGAGCAGUUGGAGCAGGUAUUUACUUCCUCUUCAUUGAGUUGCACCAGCAAGAGCCUGAAAAACAAGAGGAGAACAACGUCCAGGACAAAUAUGAAAUGAUAACUAUGAGUUAAAAUUUACAUCAAGGGUUUCAGAGCAAAGUGACUACGCAGCUGAUUUUCAACCUCAAGGCAAAAAUGUUCAGCUUGAUGGAGAUGUUUUAUACAUUUGUACGAUAAAAGUCCUGAGAAAAUUUACAAUUAAUGGUUUAAUACAACGCAUGCAUCAAAGAACCCGACAACACAAUUUCAUAGUCAUUUAUAAAAUAUGCAUGAAUGUUUUAUGAAGCCUUUAAAGUCUCCUUUUGAAGAAAGUCUGGCCUAUUCAUAGGAUCCAGGUUUGACCUGUGUGGGGCUCUUUGAUAUAUCAAAAUAUUAAACUUGCUUGAUAAAUAUAUUCUCUUUAGACAUAAAGAUUUUCUUUUAAUUCCAUGAAAUCAUAAUCAACGUUGGGAGAGUUUCUUCUGCACAGUAGCUAUGCAGUAAUCUUUUUUCUAACUGAGAUCAUGUCCUCUCAUUAGAAACAUUUGCCAAGUUUCUGUACUUCUGUCAUAACAGGGUCAUUAUGUAGCACUUAGGAACAGUUCAUUUAUUGUAACGUGUAAAUGUCGUAAUUUAUAUCACUUUUAGCCAAUGUGUUACAUUAAUGAUGUGUUUGCUGGAGUAACUUUCUUAUUCUGUUUCACUUCAUCCUUUGCAUGCUUGUUUAAAAAUGUGUGAUUGAUUGCUUUGCAGCGUUAUAGUUUUUAUAACGUUUAUGUAGCAAAUCCAGCCUUAAAUGAUUACACUUGUAUACUUUUUCACUCAUACCCAUAAUUUUGAGGAGCAAAAAAAUGUGUUUUAUUGCUGGAUUACAGAUUUAUGUUACUCAAUGACGACACCCUGAAAAGCCAUAAAUCAGCAUAAGACAUGUAAAUGUCUUCUUUCUGCAAAAAAGGUAAAGGAAAUGUUUGGUGUUAAAUGUAAACUUCGGCAACUGUCACUGAACUGAAUUUUAAAAACUUUUCUGAGCGGAGGUAAAAUGUUUAAUAAAGCACAAAGUUUAGUUUAGAUUUUGGUCACAACAAAAAAAUAUUCCAAAAGGAACAAAACCAUUUGAAUACAUUUACUGAUUGUGCUUUUGUAAUUGAUAUUUUUAUCCCGUGAGCACAGAAAUGUAAAUUUGCAAAGACAACGGGUCAUGUUUUGGAAUAAAAUGACUUGUAACCAGCGUGGUAGACCUACGCUAAUGUUAAUGUGGAUAUCUGUCAGUUUUACCUGCUUUUGUAUGUACACUAACUGUGAGAUUAUAGUGCACGGCACUGAAUGUCGUUUUACAACACCUGUUUGGUAAUGGGACAAUCACUGAAAGUAAGAGUUUUUUUUCCACGUGUUUGCAUUUCUUUUGUGAAAAUGUUACAAAAGUCGGAGGCACAUACAUCAGAGUGAUUUUUCCGUCAGGUGAGAUAAACAUGCAGGGCAUCAUUUGCUCCUGCUUUUACCUGAACCAGGCUAACACUCAUGUCAAAUGGAGUGCCCAUUAUACUUAAAACCCUGUGUGUGGCCUACGUUUGAAUCAGAAUAAUUGCAAUAUGCUUGAAAAGGUCAAGGUGUUUGCUUCAGUGAGAUGGUGUAUAUAUUUUUUGUCUCUCCCUGUCCUACACUUUGAUGUCAGUGCUUCGGUCCUGAGUGGCAGCCUGUCAGGAUUUAACAUCUCAAUCUUUUUUUUUUCUAAGUUAGUUUCCUAACAUGAUUUCAUCUGUCCGAAUAAGCUGUUUUUAUUAUUCAUUGUACCUUAAUGUUGAAUAAAGUUUGUUGAAAUA
Plectropomus leopardus (leopard coralgrouper) is the source of this 2688-nucleotide messenger RNA. RefSeq names its product aquaporin 9b (gene aqp9b). Gene Ontology annotation, molecular function: glycerol channel activity; water channel activity; urea transmembrane transporter activity. Gene Ontology annotation, biological process: glycerol transmembrane transport; water transport. The record is from RefSeq and is a predicted model, not a curated record. NCBI's taxonomy places the organism in Eukaryota, Metazoa, Chordata, Actinopteri, Perciformes, Serranidae. Gene Ontology annotation, cellular component: plasma membrane; basolateral plasma membrane.